Molecule: messenger RNA, 1683 nt
Organism: Ustilaginoidea virens
Lineage: Eukaryota; Fungi; Ascomycota; Sordariomycetes; Hypocreales; Clavicipitaceae
Exons: 2
Coding region: 1-1683 (560 amino acids)
Biological process (GO): regulation of DNA-templated transcription
Molecular function (GO): zinc ion binding; DNA-binding transcription factor activity, RNA polymerase II-specific
Source: RefSeq, a predicted model, not a curated record
AUGUCUCUUAACCCCAUCUUUGCUUUCCCCGAUGAUAUGGUUCUGAACAUGGCCGAUAAUAUUAUUAGGAAGGCCUGCGACCGUUGCCACUCCCAGAAGCUGAGCUGUAAACGUGUUGGUGACGAGGCUUGUGAGCGGUGCAUUAGACUCCAAACCGAGUGCAAGUCGAGUCCCUCUCUUCGCUAUAAGAAGCAGCAGCAGCAGCAGCAGCAGCAGCAGCAACAGCCACAGCAUCAUCAUCAUCAUCAUCAUCAUCAACAACAACAACAACAACAUCAUCAUCAUCAUCAUCAUCAUCAACACCAAUAUCAACAAGAACAACCACCGCAACCGCAAGCACAGCAACAAGCACAGCAACAAGCACAGCACCAGCAGUAUCCGCGGCAGGUCCAAGGACACCCUAAUCCGAAUCAACAGCCGCCACAAGCUCCCCAGCCGCAGGGUCCGGCGGCGGGCAUACAACCCCCGGUUGGUAGACGCUCCCCAAAGAGACGAAGAACUGGCAGUCAGCUGGACCUGGUCGUUGGAGAACAGGACCUUCCUAUACUGCAGCAACCUGAGGAUCCUGGGAAAGAGGUCGUCGUCGCAGGUGAAACAUCACUGGGUCCUGCGGAUCUGGACUUUGCUCAGUUUGAGCAGCUCGGCUUCUUCUCGCCGCCCGCACCAGCACCGCUGCCACAAGGUUCCCUCACUGUGUCGGUGGAAGCGUUCCAACCCAUCACUUCCUUUACGGAGCCGUGGGAUCACCAGCUGAACCAGAGCAACAACGACACGUUUCAUCCAACACGAACAACUUUGCCGGCAGCAGAGAGCAACCAGUUUCAAACGCCGGUUUCGUCAAUCGACCUGAGGGGAGGUAGUAUCCAAGGCCCAAGUGUCAUUGACAAGCGCCGAAGGUCACGGUUCCGCAGCCGACCACGACAGAUUGCCUUGCGUCACGCUGCUCACGCACCAAUACCCAAAUCAAACUCCCCGGACAACAACAACAACAACAACAACAACAUUCACUGGAUGGCGCAACUAUCGGAAAUCAACUCUCGGCUGCUGGACCUUGCCUCUGUUUUGCCUCAACCGCAAGCAGCCGUGUGCAAUAUCCAGGUCCUGGGAAGAGCAGCCGACGAAGCGUACCCAGACCAGGGUGGUUUCCCCAUUGACGAAAUGUUCAAGCUCACUCGGCGGGUGGCCGAUGUUUUGGACCGAUUGUCUGCGUGUGAGCAGCAUGGUUCAGGAGCCGCUUCCAUGGAUAGCUCUGAUCCCGGGAACUCCAUGUUCGUGCUCUCUACAUACGUUCGACUUCUGGACAUGUAUCAAAAGGUCUUCAGUCUGGUUCGCAUGGAGCUGUCGCAGGCCGAUUCCGAGACGUGUUUUCGGUUCUGGAGACUCCCUGAUGUCCAAGUUGGUUCCUUUGCUGUCGAUCCAUCCCCGUCUCUGCAAAUGUCUCUCACCAUACAGCUGGCCGAAGAGUUCCUCGCUCGUCUGCGCGCCGCAACUGCCGCCUUGGAUCCAGCCCUCAACUAUGGCCACAGUCACUCGGCUACUGGUCUCGAAGAUUGCGUAAACGGCAAGUCAAUGUUCUCGGACGUGGUGGGUAUCUCUUACAGAGCAGUCAAGUCCAAGGAAGAGAGCCUUGGGAAGCACCUAGCUGAGCUCCGAGACGAGAUUGAAGCCUUUCUGGAUCACUGA